Dunckerocampus dactyliophorus (ringed pipefish) is the source of this 998-nucleotide messenger RNA. Its product is annotated as iron-sulfur cluster assembly scaffold protein IscU-like. Gene Ontology annotation, cellular component: cytoplasm; mitochondrial matrix. Gene Ontology annotation, biological process: iron-sulfur cluster assembly; intracellular iron ion homeostasis. The coding region runs from base 228 to 728 and encodes 166 amino acids. Gene Ontology annotation, molecular function: ferrous iron binding; 2 iron, 2 sulfur cluster binding. The record is from RefSeq and is a predicted model, not a curated record. The transcript has 5 exons. Lineage: Eukaryota; Metazoa; Chordata; Actinopteri; Syngnathiformes; Syngnathidae.
CGGGUGCGUAUUGCGCAGUGACAAUGCGGAGUCUGUCUAUGGUUAUGAGAUCUACCUAACAUCGUGAAGUGUAUACAAACCGUGAUAUAAACUGCUGACAUGCGUAGUAAACUGUAGCAACGCCCCCUUUGCUGUGACGUAGUCCCUCAAGCUUGUCUGGAGCCGCUCUCCUCUUUAUAAGUGCGUCACUCGACUUUACUCUUGUUAUUAUUCCGUAGAACAUCACGAUGGCGGCUGCUGUGACCAACAAAUGCCUAAUAAGUCCUCUAAGUUUGCUGACAAGGAGGCUGUCUGUUCCGGAGUUCUUCUCCCAGUGCUGCUACCAUAAGAAGGUGGUGGACCACUAUGAGAACCCGAGGAACGUGGGCUCUUUGGACAAACACUCCAAGAAGGUCGGCACCGGUUUGGUGGGGGCUCCCGCCUGUGGAGAUGUAAUGAAGCUGCAGAUUGAGGUGGAUGACGAGGGGAAGAUCGUGGAUGCGAGGUUCAAAACAUUCGGCUGUGGUUCCGCCAUCGCCUCCAGCUCUUUGGCCACUGAGUGGGUUAAGGGCAAAUCUGUGGAUGAGGCCCUGAUGAUAAAGAACGUCGACAUCGCCAAAGAGCUCAGUCUCCCACCUGUGAAGCUUCACUGCUCCAUGCUCGCCGAGGACGCCAUCAAGGCCGCCCUGGCUGACUACCGCCUCAAGCAGCAUGACGACCAGCAGGGGGCAGUCAGGGCCACCAAUUAAAUGGCUUCCCUUUUGCUGAGAAGUAAUAGCAGUGCUGCAUCACUUCCCGCAGUAUUUAUGAUGCACACACUAUGCUAAGUCACACUAUUAAUACUACUGUAUGUUUAGCCUGUCACGCAAACGCACAAUGUAAGCUUCUAAAGUGGAAUUGCAAUUAUGCUACAUUGGUUCUUGAAAAGGAUUGACGUUAAGGGCCAAUGAGUGCUGACUGUUAAGAAUACAAAGCACUUAUAACUUUGAAAGUCUUCAAUAAAACUACCCUGAAACAUA